AUGGCUGAUGAUCCACAAGAUGUAGCUGACAGGGAGCGCAUUUUCAAGCGUUUUGAUGCCAAUGGCGAUGGCCAAAUCUCUUCAUCGGAACUCGGGGAAGCACUGAAAACACUUGGAUCAGUGACUGCAGAAGAAGUGCAAAGGAUGAUGGAUGAGAUUGAUAUUGAUGGGGAUGGGUACAUUUCAUACGAGGAGUUCACAGAAUUCGCCAAAGCCAACCGAGGUCUAGUUAGGGAUGUUGCCAAAAUCUUUUAA
Messenger RNA from Gastrolobium bilobum, 255 nucleotides. Its product is annotated as polcalcin Ole e 3-like. The transcript has a single exon. The record is from RefSeq and is a predicted model, not a curated record. Bases 1 to 255 code for a protein of 84 amino acids. Gene Ontology annotation, molecular function: calcium ion binding; enzyme regulator activity. NCBI's taxonomy places the organism in Eukaryota, Viridiplantae, Streptophyta, Magnoliopsida, Fabales, Fabaceae.